UUAAAUUAUGGAAUAUAAAAGUGUGCGGAUCCAAUGAACGGUUAUUUCUCUGCUACACUAGGCGCGUAACGGUUUUUGUACACACACGCACACACAUACACAUCGUCAGGAAAGUGAUAAAGGCAGAGUCGAUCAAAACAAAGCUCAUAUGCAACAGUAAAUUUUGGGAAUUAAACGGCUGCAACAUGUUCGAAUUAGAGGAUUAUUCCAGCAGCAUUCACGAGGGUUUCUUCAGCAAAUAUGCAGAUGCCGCAGGACCCUCGCUGGACUUUUAUGUGUCCGACUCGAUGCAGGAUAUGCUGGACGUGGACAUUCGGGCGGAGAUCGCCAACGUUGUGGGCAGCUCCAGUGAUCUGACCUCCUCGCUGGAUCAUGCACUCGAGGCCAUUUCUGCCAUCAACAAUAGCAACAACAAUUGCAACAGCAGUAUUGCCUCAUCGUCGACGCACAAUGCAAACGCCAGUCUGUUCACGAGCAGCGGGUUGCAUGCCUCACCCACCGCCAAGUGGAUGGGUUCGUGCGCAAAUUUCUGGUCCACAACUGAUUACUAUGCAGACAUUGGAGCCUGUGUGAAUCCCAUUUCUGUGAUGCCGCUCAUCAACUCCAACUCUGGAGCAGCGUCGCUGCUCGGCUCUGGAUCGCCGCAGAAGUCGCGUGCUGCUGGUGGUGGCAUCAACGGUUCAACGUCAACGCAGAGCAGCAGAUCCGGCUCUGGGAGUGGACAGGCGCCGCCUGCCUCGCCAUGCGGCCAGCACAAAUCCCAUCUGACCUUCUCGCCAGCUCAAAUGAAGGUUAGCGCUGGCUCCAUGCGACGCGAGCAGGUUAUGGCCCACAUACCCAAGCAGAUAUCAGCGUUACCCAUCUCAGCAUCGUCGCUAAAUGCGCCCGCAACAAUGGCCAGCAAUGCUGCGGCCCAGCAGCAGCGCCGCAACUCAUCGGCUGUGGAUGCGGUGCGUAAGGAUCUGGGCACGGAGCUACGCAAGAUGCAGUCCAUCAAUGAUGAGACGAAGAGCAGCACCAGCACGCCCAAAAACAACACCAGUCUGCUGACGACUGGUGGCAGCGCCACCAACACCAUCAAAUUGGGGCCAGGCAUUGGCGGUUUGACCUUUGCCAACAGUGCCACAUAUAACAAACUGAAGCAGCAAACGUCCGUCAAGUCACCCAAUGGAGCACCCCUCACCGCCAAUGGCAACAUAGUGCUCAAACGGGAUCGGGAGGCGAGUCCGUUGCACAACAUGGCCACGCUGCACGCAAACGGUGUCGUCCAGAAGCGUGGCAGUAAUGCACCAAAAAGCAUUGCAUCUGCGGCACAUUCGCCGCAUCAUCAGAUGCAUAUGCAGAACAACAGCAUUGGAUCGCCCUCCUCGACUUCCUCAUCCACGGCGAAUGGUCGUCCCACAACGUCAUCCUCGCCGCUCUCCUUUGCGCCACUUACCAGCAACAACACAAGUAACAUCAACAGCAACAACAACAAUGGCAACAGCAGCAAUACCAACAACAUGAAACCGCUGCUGCAGCAGAAGAUGAAACUGCCGGCGGCGAUGAGUAGCGUAUUCCCAAAGCCCGCCUACUCCUACUCCUGUCUGAUUGCACUGGCGCUGAAGAAUUCGCGCGCCGGCUCACUGCCCGUCUCGGAGAUCUACAGUUUUCUGUGCCAACAUUUUCCGUACUUUGAGAAUGCGCCCAGUGGGUGGAAGAACAGUGUGCGUCACAAUCUGUCGCUGAACAAGUGCUUCGAGAAGAUCGAGCGGCCGGCAACGAAUGGCAAUCAGCGCAAGGGCUGCCGCUGGGCCAUGAAUCCGGAACGCAUCUGCAAGAUGGAUGAGGAGGUGCAGAAGUGGUCGCGCAAGGAUCCGGGUGCAAUACGCGGCGCCAUGGUCUAUCCGGAGCAUCUGGAGGCGUUGGAGCGUGGCGAAAUGAAGCACGGCUCGGCCGAUUCAGAUGUGGAAUUGGAUUCGCAAUCGGAGAUCGAGGAGUCGUCCGAUCUGGAGGAGCACGACUUUGAUGAGACCCUCAUCGAUGCGAUGCUCGUCGAGGAGGAGGAGAACGAUGAAGUCGACUGGGCCAACAGCGAGGAGGAUGAGGAUAACGUCCAGGAGGAGCACAUGCUGCAAGAGUAUGAGCCAAGCAACCACUCAACCAACAACCUGCCAACGGAUCACCAGCUGCUCGUCGCACAGAAGAGCGCCGACUUUGACAUUGAGGUUAACGAACUGUACGACGCCAUCGAAAUUGACGAUAGCAAGCUGGCGGUGCACCAGGCCAUUGCCGUCAGCAGCCAGUCGACGAGCAUUAUUGAGCUGAAUCCGGCCGAUUUGAAUGUAAAUGAUGGCUAUCGAUCACCGAAGCGUGCUCGGCUGGACAUCAAUUAUGCCAUCGGACCUGCCGGCGAACUGGAGCAGCAGUACGGCCAGAAGGUGAAGGUGCAGCAGGUGAUGCAGCAGUACCAACAGCAGGCGCCUCCUACCUACAAUCGUCGCAAGAUGCCGCUGGUUAAUCGAAUCAUAUAAGGAAUAGAAAUAUAUAUAUAUUUAUAUGUAUAUAUAUACAUAUAUAUUUAUGUAUAAUACACACUUAGUGUUAGGUUUACGUUUAGGGAACAGCUACGUCAGCUACGCUUAAAACUUUAAUCCUAAGUUGAUUUUUCUUUGUGUACACAUACACACACACUCACCUGUAUGUAUAUGUGUGUGUGUGUGUGUGCAUGCGGAACGAUUCUUUUGAUUCCAAAUUAGUUUGUUAUUCAAUUUAGUCGCGCGCUUUGUAGUCGCUUAUAGCAGUUGUGUCGCAGUACAUUUCCAUUUCCAUUUCCAUUUCCAUGUAAAUUGUAAGGGGCUUUCAAAUAAAUGUUUAUGUUUCCUCAAGCAAUCAUUCAAUGAGAUCUAUAAAUCUCUCCAUAUACUUCUAGACGAUAGAUGAUGACUACCUUUGACGCUUGAGCAAAAGCUCAAGAAAUACGUAAAUUAAUAAGAAUAUUGUAUUUGUAAUUGUUCAAAGUCCUAAUUCCAAAAAUGACGCAACAUUCAGUGUAUUAAUUGUUUCCAAAAUCUUGACUAUAAAGGGCAUUUUUGAAAUUGAUCUCUAGCGAAAACAAAAUUGUUUACUAAUAUAUGUUGUAAUUACUAUUGACGAACGUUUUCUAUAAGAUCAAAAUUAAAAAAAAGAAAAAGCAAAAAAAAAGAAGAAAGUAGUUCUUUUAUCAUUAAGCUUUACAUUAUAUUUAUAAUAAGAAUAAUCAUUUGGACAACGAAAUAUGAAACUCGAAAUGUUCAUAGACAUAUUUCCACACUUGUUAACUGUACAUAAAAUGGCAUUUAUAAGCAUUUUUCUGCGGAUUUUCAAUAUAGACAUUUGAGUAGUUAAUGUUGAAAACAACCACCCAAAACUUGCCGGUCCAGUAUUCAUAUGACAGACGUUGGUAGAAUUUAACCAAUUAUAUAUAUAUA
Drosophila grimshawi is the source of this 3449-nucleotide messenger RNA. It is a transcript of the gene jumu, whose product is annotated as putative GPI-anchored protein pfl2. The transcript has 4 exons. NCBI's taxonomy places the organism in Eukaryota, Metazoa, Arthropoda, Insecta, Diptera, Drosophilidae. Gene Ontology annotation, molecular function: DNA-binding transcription factor activity, RNA polymerase II-specific; transcription cis-regulatory region binding. Bases 186 to 2513 code for a protein of 775 amino acids. The record is from RefSeq and is a predicted model, not a curated record. Gene Ontology annotation, biological process: regulation of transcription by RNA polymerase II.